ACUGGUCUCUUGCCGGCUUCCUGGAUGGGCUUGGAGAGGCCGGCGGCGCUUCGCGAAGGCGGCCAACUUGGGGUGUUGAACAGUUGGUUGUAGCACUUACGUUUUACUUUUAGCUCAGUAUUUUGGAAUCUUUCAACCACAAAAAGUAAGAGAGAGGAAGUGGGCACACUACUAGCAUGGUCCAACUGCCAGGUGGGAGAUUCCAGAUGGGAACAAAUUCUCCAGAUGGCAGAGAUGGUGAAGGGCCUGUCCGGGAGGUAACAGUCAAACCGUUUGCGAUUGACAUAUUUCCUGUCACCAACAAAGAUUUCAGGGAGUUUGUCAGGGAAAAAAAGUACCGGACAGAGGCUGAGAUGUUUGGGUGGAGCUUUGUCUUUGAGGACUUUGUCUCGGAAGAACUUAGAAACAAAGCGGCCCAGCACAUGAAGUCUGUUCUCUGGUGGUUCCCCGUGGAAAGGGCAUUCUGGAGGCAGCCUGCAGGUCCUGACUCUGGCAUCCGAGAGAGACUGGAACUCCCUGUGGUACAUGUGAGCUGGAAUGAUGCACGUGCCUACUGUGCUUGGCGGGGGAAACGGCUGCCCACUGAGGAAGAGUGGGAGUUUGCUGCCCGAGGGGGCUUGAAGGGUCAGGUUUACCCUUGGGGAAACCGGUUCCAGCCAAACCGCACCAACCUGUGGCAGGGAAAGUUCCCCAAAGGUGACACGGCUGAGGAUGGCUUCCAUGGAGUCUCCCCAGUGAAGGCAUUCCCCCCACAGAAUAACUAUGGGCUCUAUGACCUCAUGGGCAACGUGUGGGAGUGGACAGCUUCACCUUACCAGCCUGCUGACCAGGACAUGCGUGUCCUCCGGGGGGCAUCCUGGAUCGACACAGCUGAUGGCUCUGCCAACCACCGAGCCCGGGUCACUACCAGGAUGGGCAACACUCCAGAUUCAGCCUCAGACAACCUAGGCUUCCGCUGUGCUUCCGAUGCAGGCCGACCCCAUGGAGAGCUGUAAGCAGCCAUGUGGAGACAAGAAGAGUCCCUGUGGUACCCUUGUCACUCCCUGGCCAUGCUCCAACCACAACUAGGUGCUUCAAUUCAGCCCCACAAAUGCCUCCUUCCCCCCAUCUUUCUGUGCCAGGCACAUCUCACCAUGGGAAAGGGAGGUCUCUGCCCUCAGAGGAGGGAUGCCAUUGUCUCUUGGGAGAAGUGGCCUAACUUACUGACUGUGGCCAGGAGCUGAGUCAUUCUCUUAGAGGUCAAAUAUUAACCACGUAGGGGCCAAAUACUCAGUUAGGACGGAGUACUCUGAAAGGCAGCUGGUUGAAGAAUUUAAAUUUGUUCCCUCCCCCUUUCUCCCUGUCUGAUUCAAGUCUCUGACAGUCUUUUUACAGGCCAGAAUUUUCCCCUAUUCUCUUUGUUUUUCCACAUAAAAAUGUACCGGGAAAACACUUCAUUUGCCUCAUUGGUAGAGUUUCAUAUACCUCUGAAGGAACCUGGUUUCCAUUAUUUGUAUGUAAAGUGCAGUAAUGUGACUCUUUUACAUGCAGUAGCAGUCUUAAAAGGGUGCAGGAGAACUGAAUGAUUUACCAGGUGAAACUGCAUUAUGGGAGUUACAAAAUAAAUAAUACUCCAGAAAGACAUAUAGCAGAAGCUUCUCUUC
Messenger RNA from Talpa occidentalis (Iberian mole), 1643 nucleotides. It is a transcript of the gene SUMF2, whose product is annotated as sulfatase modifying factor 2. NCBI's taxonomy places the organism in Eukaryota, Metazoa, Chordata, Mammalia, Eulipotyphla, Talpidae. Bases 177 to 995 code for a protein of 272 amino acids. The record is from RefSeq and is a predicted model, not a curated record. Gene Ontology annotation, cellular component: endoplasmic reticulum. The transcript has 9 exons.